This is a messenger RNA of Parnassius apollo (apollo), 441 nucleotides long. NCBI's taxonomy places the organism in Eukaryota, Metazoa, Arthropoda, Insecta, Lepidoptera, Papilionidae. The record is from the annotation of a GenBank genome assembly.
AUGAAACAUACAGAAGAAGAAUGCGAUUCAGAACCAGAAGCUGUCACUGAAAAUCAGAGCAUUGGUUCAAGUAGCAAAAAUGACAUUCUAAAAGGCAGAAGUUUUUUUCCUUAUGUCGUACCGUCUCAGAAUAUUCCUAAAAGAAGCUCUGAUAAAGAAGUACCAUUAGCCCAAAAAAUAAAAUCAAUUGCUCGAGAAAAUAGGGCUGAUAUUAGACACAGGAAAAUAGUGGAAUCAAAUAAAGAGCUUGGACUUGCUAUUGAGAAUGAACAAACUAAAUUUGAAGAUGGAUUUGAGGACAAUAAUAUAACUGAUAACAACAGUCAUCUUCAUGUCAUGACUUCAUCGACACAAGUCAAUUUAGUGGAUUACAGAAAUUAUCAUUCCCGAGAAGAUUGGAGUAUAGCUGACAUUAUUUGUGAUAAAGAACCUUUGGAAUAG